UGCUCAGGCAGCCAGCGGUGCCCCGGGCCUUCGCCUUUACGGCAGCGCAGAGGAGCGCGGCUAUAGGCGCCGUGCGGCCCCGGGGGCAGUGGCCGUGCACCCCGUGCUGCGCGGCCCGGUUUCGCCGAGCCCUUCCCCCGAGCAGUUCCCCGCCAGGGAGGAGAAGCCUGGCCAGGCCUCCGGGCCCAGCUCGUCCCUUCUGGGGCUGCUUUGUUGCAGAAACUCUUGGGGCAAGCUGAGGAAAACGAUGUUUCCCGAGACCCGGCACCGCCUGUAAACACCCGAUGUGUGCCUGGAAUCGGUGCCUGAGGCUGCUGAGAGCGGUGGGACUGUGAAGGCUCUGGAGGAGACGUUCUGGCAGCGUUUGGCUGGGGUUUUACUCCUGGGAGGAAGGUCUUUGCAGAUCAAAGAGGGACCCAUCAACUCAAGUAUGACUGCUGGAGCCCCCGUUGUGGCAGAAGGCUUCUAUAAAUAAAAAGUUCCAUGGUAAUAGCAUACAGAGCAAGCAGGCAGCAUGCUGUCGAGACCAAAGCCUGGGGAGUCUGAGGCAGACCUGCUGCACUUUCAAACCCAGUUCCUGGCAGCCAGAGCUUCACCUGCAGUGAAGAUUGUGAAGAAAGCAGACAAGAGGAAGGGGGAGGAAGGGAGCAGAGAUGCUGAGAAACACCCACUACAGGACAGCAAGGAUGUGGUCAUGUUGGAUGAUUUUCCUGAUGUUCUCCCAGCUUUAACUCCAGCUCCUCCAAAAAAGUCCAAGGUCAAAAGUGCCUGUGUCCAUUUUGAGGAUGAUAAUCCAGAGGAAAGACUGGAGAGACAUGAUCAACACAUUACAGCAGUCUUCAGCAAAAUUAUUGAACGAGACACCAGUGCAGCAGCAGUGACCAUGCCAGUGCCCACUGGAGACCCAUUUCCAAGGACAUUUCAUCGCUCGGAGAUAAAAAGUGAGGUGAAGGUGGGAUCUGGAAGAAAAAGCAUCUUUGCGCAAAAGAUGGCAGCGAAAAGAGCUGCUGAAAAGCCAGCAACAGCUCCCUCUGCUGCCGAGUGCCUGCAAAGGAGAUCAGCUGCUCCUGGGGCCCUGGAUCCCGAGGCAUCAGCAGGAGAGUCAUCUCUUCCCAGCAUCAAGGAUGCUAAAGCUGGAGACUUUUUGACCUCUUAUCGGUCUUGUCUGAUAACUGGAGAAGGUCUUGGAAACCAAAGGAGUGAGCAGGAAGCUGAAGCUAUUCACAAAGAGAACUUGGAGAAGCUGCAAUCCAUGUCUGAGGAAGAGAUCCUGCAGGAGCAGAAAAGGCUUUUGGCUCAGCUGGAUUCCAAUUUAGUUGCUUUCUUGAAGUCACGACGUGGUGGCAAUGAAGGCCAGAAAAAGGAAUUAAAAAUAGAACAGAACAGACUGGAGGAGUCUGAGGAAUCUCUGCCUGUGGCUCAGCAUGGUGUAGGAUCAUCUCUUUGCACAGAGGAGUUGGAUAUGGAGGAAUCUGUAAGGAAAGAAGAAAAUAUGAAGGUAGAAAUUACAGAUGAUGAUCUGCCUCUGAAACCCAAGAAGGAAUGGAUUCACAUGGACAGCGUGGAGUUUGAGAAGCUUGAAUGGAUGAAAGAUUUGCCCUCACCCCGACAGAAGAAAACCAAAAAGGGAAUGCAAGCUCGAUUCAGUUUAAAAGGAGAAUUGAUUCCUGCAGAUGCUGAUUUACCAACACACCUAGGCCUGCAUCACCAUGGAGAAGAGGCAGAGAGGGCUGGUUAUUCUCUCCAAGAGCUCUUUCAUUUGUCUCGCAGCCAAGUUAUCCAACAGAGGACACUGGCUCUCCAGGUCUUGGGUCAUAUUGUUCAGAAGGCCAGGGCUGGGGAGUUUGCUUCCUCCUUGAAGGGCAGCGUCCUGCGCCUGCUGCUUGAUGCUGGGUUCCUCUUCUUGCUGCGCUUCCUGGAUGAUGCAGUGGAAAAUGUCCUGGCAGCAUCUGUUGGUGCUCUCCGGGCUCUGCUGGUGUCACUGGAUGAUGAGAAAUACCUUGAUUGGACUUUCUCAUGGUACCAAGGGAUGGCUGCAUUCCCCUUUGUCCCCAACAAUGAGGAGGAAGAAGAGGAGGAAGAUGAAGAUCUAAAUGGAACAAAUAAGUCUCAAGAUAAAAAAUUAAAGGAUGAAAACAAGCCAGAUCCAGAUGUGGCCCGGUAUGAUGUUGUAAAGGGACUUUUGAGGACACGGAUCCAGCACCGGAUGGGGUGCAUCCUAACAGUCCUGGUGCACAUCCUCACCCACAUAGCCAGGCACUCCUCUGAAGCAUGUAGCCAGCUGCUUGACUGUCCCAGACUGAUUGAAACCAUUGUCAGGGAAUUUCUUCCCACUCAGUGGGAUCCCCAGGUGGCUGAACGAGGGUGCUUCAUCACCAGUCUCCAUGGAGUUGCUUGUGCCACUGCCAUGAAGUUCAUCAGAGUGUUGGCAUCUGCAGGCCGAAAUGCAACAGCCAGGCUGCUUCACAAAUUUGAUAUGAAAAGUCGGAUAAGUCGGUUUGUGGCUGAAGAUCCAGAGGAUUUGCUCCUGCCAAGGGAAGAAGCCAUCAGGCUGAGCACCGAAGCCUUCCGGCUCUGGGCUGUGGCAGCUGGCUAUGGCCAGGCCUGUGAUCUCUACAGGGAUCUCUACCCUGUGCUGGUGAGGAUCCUGCAGUCCCUGCCUGAAUUGCUUUGUGCUUGCUAUGCAAAGAGCCCCAUGGUUGAGCUGUCUGUCCAGCGAGCUACAGCAGUGGUUACUCUGCUGACACACAUGACACAAACAGGAGGCUACGUGGCAGAGCUGCAGGCCAAGCUGAGCAGUAAUACCUCAGAUGAUAAUGAACAGAUUCCUCCUCCUCCACUGGCAUGGAAUCAAGUGUCAGGCUUGCAGCCCUUCCUUGACACCAGUCUGAAAAAAUUCCUUCAGGACGUAUCCCAGACAGAAACUUGGCAAAUUCUCCAACCUCUGACCACAACUUAUCUGAUCUACCUGGGAGUUUAUUACAAUGCUUGCAGCCAACAGCCAUCUGUCAAUCCAGUUGACUGCUUAGAGGAACUGGAACAUUUGUCAUCUGAGGUGUUGCAGCCCCUUCUCAGCCAGCCAGCCGUACACAGCAUGUGGGACUUACUCAGGCCAUGUUCUGCUUUGUGCAACCCUCUGUCCUGUUCCCCAGCACCAGAAUCUGUCACCAGCAUUGCAUCUCUGGGUUGCACUGGGGGCAAACCUCCACUGAGCCUACUUGGCUCCAAGUCACCUUUCCCCUUCCUCACUGCCCUCCUGUUUCUCAUCAACAGCAUCACUCACAUUCACAAAGGCCUGACCAGCAAGUACAGCUCUGUGCUGGGCUUCAGAGGCUUGAAGGAUUAUCUGCAUCAAAGCUUGAAGACUGGACCUCCCUCUGUAACUCCCUCAUCUGCUUGGAUCCUACGCCAUGAAUACCAUCUGCAGUAUUUUGUGUUGGCAUUGGCUCAGAAAAUGGCAGGCACUUGUCCGGAUUACACCCAGCAUGCCUCACUCCAUCACUCUGUUGCCAUGGCAUUGCUAAGCUGGUUGUUGCCAGGGAGUGAGCAUCUGGCUUAUGAGGUCCUCGUGGAUCUUGCCUUUAAUCCAGAAUUUCUUCCGGAAGGGAAAGCUGGAGGGCCUGAAGGCAGCUUGACUUCUCCGAUAUUCCUGCACCUGGGUACCGGUGACAAACUGUUACAGCCUGGUUCUGCAGCAGCAUCUUUUGAAAAAGCUACUCGUGGUGCCCUGCUAGGAGAAUCCUACCAGAAUCUGCCUUCCAUCCGCUCCUGCUACCUUUCUAACUUCGUCCACUUGCAGCCAACCCUGGCACGUUCACAAGCAUCCCUACCAGGACGGAAUUACCUCAUCCAGUCAAUGCUGCUUCCUGAGGCCAAAGGGCCCAUCCUGCCUUCAGACUGGCCAUUCUUUCCACUUAUCAGCCUCUACAACAUGACUAAUGCGGAGAUAUGCGGGGCUGUCCUCAACUCUCUCCCGCUUGAUCUCGUCAACACUGUGACCUUGAACCUCCAGUGGGUCUUGUUGCUGGAGACUUGGCGUGCUCAAACCCUUCAGAGCAUCCCUACUGCUGCCAAGCUUGCACGACUCAUGUGUGUCUUCCUCACAGGCAGUGACCUCUUUCUAGAAGCUCCAAUCCACCGCUACACGGCUGCUCUUCUCUCUGUGUAUUGCCAACAGGCAUUGGACUCCCUGAACUUGGAUGCUCCUCUCCCUGGUUUUGGGCAUCCUUUCCACGAUCUUUAUAUAAGCCUCUUGGAGCAGUUUGAAGGUGUCUCCUUUGGAGAUCCACUCUUUGGAAUCUUUGUUCUUCUACCUCUGCAGAAGCGUUUCAGUGUCCAUCUGCGCCUGUCCGUUUUUGGGGAAGCACAUGAGUGUCCUGCGGACACUGGGAGUGGCCCACUCCAGCAGUUCCCUGUGCCCCUCGAGCGAUACACGUCCCCUCCUGAGGACAACCUGAACCUCCUGCGGCUCUACUUCCGAACACUGGUCACUGGUGCUCUGUGCCCCACCUGGUGCCCUGUUCUGUAUGUGGUGGCUGUGGCUCAUGUGAACAGCUUUAUUUUUUCUCAAGACAGCACAGCACAGGAGACUGAUGCUGCCCGAAAAAGCAUGCUGCGGAAGACGUGGCUCUUGGUGGAUGAGACUUUGAAAAAGCACCUGCUGUACUACAGGCUGUUGAAUGCAGAGAGCCCUUUGGGAUUUGAUCUUUAUGAGCAGCUCCCUCCCAUGAGACUGAAGUAUCUGCAGCUGGUGACACAGAAGGAGAAUAAGGAGAGUACCCCAGUGCUGGUCUCAUAGCAAAACACUUGUGCAAGAAGAGGGCCAAGGGGAAGAAGAGCUCAGUUUUUGCUCCACUUGUGAAACAAUAUGCACUUCAGACAGUUUCAGUCUUACCUGGACACUUGGUGACUUCACAAAGUGAAGCACUAGGAGAAUAAUCCCAGCCCUGCAGAGCAAUACUCAUCUUCUCGAGAAAUGGCAAUAGGUGUGUGUGGCCUCUCCACGGUGAAUGCUGGAGCAUUUUUUACCUCCAUUCUUUUUCAGAUUGUUCUGCUUCUCCCCAGAGGAGGUGAGGAUGUGUCUGAGAGGCACUGGACUGUUGACUGGACUGUUGAUAGACUGAAGGAAGGGGAGAAGCAGUUUUGUCCAGUCAGGCCUGAGACUGUUGAUGUCUGUCUUUUCCAGAUCUUUCCCCUACUCUUUUUUUUUUUUUUUUUUUUGUACCCUGAGUUUUAAAUAAAAUAAAAUGACAAAUCCAGCAGGGAAAAG
Messenger RNA from Calypte anna (Anna's hummingbird), 5269 nucleotides. RefSeq names its product RNA polymerase II associated protein 1 (gene RPAP1). The record is from RefSeq and is a predicted model, not a curated record. Lineage: Eukaryota; Metazoa; Chordata; Aves; Apodiformes; Trochilidae. Gene Ontology annotation, biological process: transcription by RNA polymerase II. Gene Ontology annotation, cellular component: nucleus.